Molecule: messenger RNA, 1450 nt
Organism: Brassica napus (rape)
Lineage: Eukaryota; Viridiplantae; Streptophyta; Magnoliopsida; Brassicales; Brassicaceae
Product: SNF1-related protein kinase regulatory subunit beta-2
Exons: 4
Coding region: 395-1249 (284 amino acids)
Molecular function (GO): protein binding
Source: RefSeq, a predicted model, not a curated record
AAAAGGUUGUUGUUCGAUUUGAGUAUUGAGUUGAAUCAAAGAUUGGUCCUUUUUCUCUCUUUUAUUUUUUAAGUUUGUGUGAUAUCUCAGGACGCUUUUACUGUGCUUCCCCCUCUCAUCAAAUUCUCCGUCCCUACUAGUUUCGAUCAAGUUUUGUACGAAAAGCAAGAAUCUUUAAGAAAAAACAAGAGUGUCCUGUCUUUAUAAUCAAGCAUGUCCUUAAAACUCUGAUCAGAUCCGGUUUAAUAAUAACAGAGUAUAGUAGAUUCACCAUCUGUAAUACUUUUUUUAUAAUAAAAAAAGGCCAGAGAGAGAGAGAGGUUAAGAAGAUAGAUAGAUUAUAGAUUAGAUUAGAUUACCCUUUUCUUUUGGUUCUUUUGUGUGUGUGAGUGAUAUGGGAAACGUGAACGCAAGAGAAGAAGAAGAAGAAGCCAAUAGUAACCACCACAACGACAACGACGCUGAGAUUCGCUCUCAUCAAGCUCCCGACUUUACACCCUCCGAGCAGCUCAUGGGUGGUCAUCACCAUCAAUCUCCUCCUCACAGCCCUCGCGCCACUCAAUCUCCUCUCAUGUUCGCUCCUCAGGUUCCGGUGAUUCCUCUCCAAAGACCAGACGAAAUCCACAUCCCUAACCCUUCCUGGAUGAUGCAAUCGCCUUACGAAGAGGCUUCCAACGAGCAAGGCAUCCCCACCAUGAUCACUUGGUGCCACGGUGGCAAAGAGAUCUCUGUGGAAGGAUCUUGGGAUAAUUGGAAGUCAAGUCGGUUACAGAGAUCUGGAAAAGACUUUACUAUAAUGAAAGUACUCCCUUCAGGUGUCUAUGAGUACAGGUUCAUCGUCGAUGGUCAGUGGAUGCACGCUCCUGAGCUCCCUUUUGCUCGUGAUGACGCUGGCAACACUUUCAACCUUUUGGACCUCCAGGACUAUGUUCCUGAAGACAUUCAAAGCAUAUCCGGGUUCGAACCUCCGCAAUCUCCUGAGGCUAGUUACAGCAGCUUGCUUCUGGGAGCUGAGGAUUAUUCUAAAGAGCCGCCUCUGGUUCCGCCGCAUUUGCAGAUGACUCUGCUGAACUUGCCUCCGGCCAACCCUGACGUGCCGUCGCCGCUGCCGAGGCCUCAGCAUGUGGUUCUCAAUCAUCUUUACAUGCAGAAGGGGAAAAGCGGUCCUUCUGUUGUUGCCCUUGGUUCCACUAACCGGUUUCUAGCAAAGUAUGUAACCGUGGUGCUCUACAAGUCCCUCCAGAGAUAACUUGCUCUUAUCUAGCGAAGUUAUUAUUGUAAGGCCGACAAAUCUCCUCUUUUUUUUCUGGUUUUGGUUUGUGGCUUUCAUGUUUUUACAACAGUAGUUAUCACACCUGCAAGUCUUUAUAUUAUUGUUUUGGAUUUCAAAUCUAGGCAGAGUCAUGUGUGACUGUGGCAGAUGAUGAUUAUAUAUGCUUCUCUGCAACUA